AUGAUCUUUGCUGGCAUGGAGUCAAUGUUUUCGCAGCUCUGGAAGUGGCGCUCCCCAAAAGCGGUCGAGUCAAAACAGGAUACAGAACUUACGAAGACCACCCCACCCCCAGCACCGUCCUCCCCGCUCCUCACGCUCCCCAACGAGCUCAUCCUCGAGAUCUCCACCCACCUCACGACGCCCAAAGACCUCCUCUCCCUCCUCCUCACCACCCGGGCCUUCCCCCCCCUCCUCCAACCCAUCCUAAGCACCCACGCCUUCAGCUCCCCCACCUACCCCGGUGCCCUCCAAACCGCAGCCCGCACCUCCAACCUCCCCCUCGUCCACACCCUCCUUCGCACCAUCCCCGUCAACGACGGCCUCACCCGCAGCCUCGAGACCCCCCUCCACCACGCCCUAAAGGCACCCACCCACCGCCGCACCCAGUCCACAACAACAAUAGUUGCCCUCCUCCUCUUCCACGGCGCCGACAUCUCCGCCCGCGCUCCCGUAGCCAUAACACCCCUACACUACGCCGCCUUCCACAACCUCCCCGAGUGCGCGGCGCUCCUCCUGUCAGCGGGCGCCGACCCCAACGCGGCCGACGCCUUCGGCCGUACACCACUACACUGCGCCGCGGCCGCGGGCGCAACCGCCGUCGUUCGCCUACUCCUGCAGCACGGGGCGGACGUGCGCAUGCGCGACCGGUAUUAUCGCCUGCCCGUGUCGUAUGGGAACGCAUAUUACAGGCUGGGGUGCACGGCACAGCUGUAUAAGGCCAUGGGCGAGAAGUGGGCGUAUCCGCCACGGAUACAGAUGCGGUGCUUGGUGCUUGAUACGCUGCUGGGGUGGGUGUUUCGGUGUCGCGGGAGGGUGGGGUUUGGGCUGGUGUUGGGGCUGGUGGUGCUGUGGGUUGUGCCGGCGGCGCUGCUGGUGGCGGUGGGGAGGGCGUUGAGGGUUGACAGGGCGUGGAUGCUGGGGAGAUGGGCGUUGGGGCUGGGGGCGGGGCCGGAGUGGGGGGAGUAUGGGGUAAAGGGGAAAGGGGCGGAGGAGGAGGAGGAGGAUUAG
Morchella sextelata is the source of this 1047-nucleotide messenger RNA. RefSeq lists its product as uncharacterized. Gene Ontology annotation, molecular function: protein binding. The coding region runs from base 1 to 1047 and encodes 348 amino acids. Lineage: Eukaryota; Fungi; Ascomycota; Pezizomycetes; Pezizales; Morchellaceae. Gene Ontology annotation, cellular component: cytoplasm; nucleus. The transcript has a single exon. Gene Ontology annotation, biological process: regulation of barbed-end actin filament capping. The record is from RefSeq and is a predicted model, not a curated record.